Messenger RNA from Ricinus communis (castor bean), 1261 nucleotides. RefSeq names its product rac-like GTP-binding protein ARAC8. Gene Ontology annotation, cellular component: cytoskeleton; cytoplasmic vesicle; plasma membrane. The transcript is spliced from 8 exons. The coding region runs from base 341 to 976 and encodes 211 amino acids. Gene Ontology annotation, molecular function: GTP binding; GTPase activity; protein kinase binding. NCBI's taxonomy places the organism in Eukaryota, Viridiplantae, Streptophyta, Magnoliopsida, Malpighiales, Euphorbiaceae. The record is from RefSeq and is a predicted model, not a curated record. Gene Ontology annotation, biological process: actin filament organization; cortical cytoskeleton organization; regulation of actin cytoskeleton organization.
AAUUGCCCAAUAUUUCAUUGAUGAUGACAAUAUAUUUUUAGAGAAGAAAAGGACCUUCAAAUCAAAACCCAAAAUCAAAAUAAUCAAAAAUCGAAACUUUGAGGAAAACCCAAAGUAAAAGUAAAAGAGAGGAUUUUUGAUACAGUUAUAAGUGAAUGAGUAAGAAUCAUGUGAUCCACCUCUAAAAAGAGCCUUAAUAAAUUUGUCCACCAGCAAGCCAAACCAACCCUUUUGUUAUUUUUUUGUAUUUUGAUUCUCUAGUUUCCUCAAAAGUACCAAGACUACUAGUAAUAUUUAGCUUUCUUUCUUCUUAGUUUUCAAUUUGGUUGUUUUUUCAUCAAUGGCUGCAAGUGCUUCCAGGUUCAUCAAGUGUGUGACAGUAGGAGAUGGUGCUGUAGGCAAAACCUGCAUGCUUAUUUGCUACACUAGUAACAAGUUUCCUACUGAUUAUAUACCCACUGUGUUUGACAACUUCAGUGCAAAUGUUGUAGUUGAAGGAACCACUGUCAACUUAGGCCUCUGGGACACAGCUGGACAAGAAGACUAUAACAGAUUAAGGCCCUUGAGCUACAGAGGGGCUGAUGUCUUUGUGUUGGCUUUCUCCCUAGUAAGUCGGGCGAGCUAUGAGAAUGUUCUUAAGAAGUGGGUUCCUGAGCUUCAGCAUUAUGCUCCAGGAGUUCCAAUAGUACUGGUCGGUACCAAAUUGGAUCUACGCGAGGAUAAACAUUAUUUGGCUGAUCAUCCUGGAUUGACACCUGUAACUACCACACAGGGAGAGGAACUCCGCAAACAGAUUGGUGCAGCAUAUUAUGUCGAAUGCAGCUCAAAAACUCAACAGAAUGUGAAAGCUGUUUUUGAUGCUUCUAUCAAGGUGGUAAUAAAACCAGCACCAAAACAAAAAGAGAAAAAGAAAAAGCCAAGUCGAGGAUGCCUACUAAAUGUCUUCUGUGGGAGGAGGCUUGUGUGUCUAAGAUGAAGUACAUCCUCGACAGAGAAUUUUCAUUUGCAUGUUUCAGCUGGGCAAAUAUAUUACUGAAGGAUUCUUUGAGCCUGUCUGGCUCCUGUGAUUUUGAUUUAUGAAAGCAAUGUUUUUUCCAAUUGCAGUGCAACUUCUGAUGAAUGUCACGCCCUCCGUGGCAGUUCACAGUUUCUAAUUUUUAUGUUAUACUAACAGUUGGAAAAGUUUAUUUUGCUUAUCCUUGUAUAAUACUAGCCUACAUGUAUGUAUUUGAUUUUUGAAGCUCAGACACCAAUUUCACAA